UGUUUUUGACGGAUCUGGCAACCCUGCUCGGAUUAGCAAGCAAUCCAUCUGUCAAGGAAGCAUCUCGGGACUUUAAAAUAUGCAAAACAUGAAGUAAAAACUUUGGAAACUGGCAAAAGUCACCUGAAUUCCGGACUGGUGGGCAGACGAAGACUAUGCUUGUGGAUAAAAUGUGUUUGACUCUAUGAAGAGGUGCUCCGGUAGUUUUGACGCUGUCCUUCUACAGGAUGGAGGGUGUUGUAACGUAUCUGAAGCGGGGACUAAAGCUUGACGUCCUGAGAGAAGCUGGACGUCAGUAUCCAGUCUUCUGCUUCCUGCUGCUAUCCAUGCUGUCUCUGACCGUGCUUCUCAACAGGUAUAUCCACAUUCUGAUGGUUUUCUGGUCUUUCCUGGCUGGUGUCAUCACUUUCUAUUGCUCCAUUGGACCAGAGACGCUUCUCCCAAAUAUCUUCUUCACCACAAAGCCAAGAAACAAACGCCAGGAGCAGGAGUUGUUUCCUCUGGGCCACAGCUGUGCUGUGUGUGGGAAGGUCAAGUGCAAACGUCACCGACCGACGCUCCUCCUUGAAAACUAUCAGCCAUGGUUGGACCUGAAGGUUCAUUCAAAAGUAGACGCUUCAAUAGCAGAGGUAUUCGAGUUAGUUCUUGAGAACUUUGUGUAUCCCUGGUACAGGGACAUCACAGAUGACGAGGCAUGUUUGGAUGAAGUAAGGUUGACCUUUCGUUUCUUCGCAUCAGUGCUCGUGCGACGGGCUCAGAAGGUUGAUGUUCCUUCUGUGUUUGCAGACAAAGUGAUGAAAGCUGCAAUGAAGCACAUUGAAAUUGUUGCAAAAGCUCAUGAAAAAGUGAAGAAUACGGAGGGUUUACAACAGGCAGCUCUGGAUGAGUAUGGCGCUGAUCUUCACAUCGCUCUGCGCAGCCGAAAAGAUGAGCUGCUCUACCUGAGGAAGCUGACGGAGAUGCUGUUUCCAUACGUCAUGCCUCCCAAAGCUACAGACUGCAGGUCUCUGGCUCUGUUGCUGCGGGAAGUGAUGGCUGGAUCUGUCAUGUUACCAACCAUGGAUUUCAUUGCUGACCCUGAUACUGUGAACCUCAUGGUGCUGAUAUUUGUUGAUGACACUCCACCAGAACCAGCCACAGAUCCUCCGUCUGCCCUGGUUCCAUUUUUACAGAAAUAUGCAGACGUCAGCAACAAGAAACAGUCUGUGCUGAAGCUGGAGCUGAAGGAGAUCAGGGAACAGCAGGAUCUCCUCUUUCGUUUCAUGAACUUCCUGAAGCAGGAGGGAGCUGUGCACGUGCUGCAGUUCUGCCUCACUGUGGAGGAGUUUAACGAUAAGAUCCUGAGUCCAGAGCUGGGUGAUUCUGAGCUGCAGCGUCUGCACGGCGAGGUGGUGCACAUUUAUGAGACCUACUGCCUGGAUGAAAGCAUUGACAAGAUCAGCUUCGACAAGUUCAUCGUGGAGGAGAUAAGGAACAUUGCUAAAGGUCCGUACACCGAUGUGGUAAAGCUGCAGACGAUGCGCUGCCUGUUUGAGGCGUAUGAACACGUCCUAUCUCUGCUGGAGAGAGUCUUCACUCCGAUGUUCUGCCACAGCGAUGAAUACUUCAGACACCUGCUGAGAGGAGUCGAGUCUCCAACGAGGAACAACAGGAUCAGCAGGAAUUUUUCGAAACGUGGGGAGUCGUUCGGGAUCAGCAGAAUUGGCAGCAAAAUCAAAGGUGUGUUCAAGAGCACGACCAUGGAGGGAGCCAUGCUGCCACCGAGUGCUAUGAACGACUUCGACGAUGAUGCAGUGGAGGAGGCGACCGUCGUUAUGGAGGAUGACUCCCCUGCUGAGCCGGCCAGCACACCGGGCGCCCUGAGGAACCUGUUGGCCUGGAGCAUCACCAUCCCCUACAUCGACAUCUACGAAGAUGAGAUCAAGAGGGAGAAGAUCCCCGUCUUCUGCAUAGAUGUGGAACGCAACGACAGGAAGGAAGUCGGUCAUGAAACUGAGAAAUGGUCGGUCUACAGAAGAUAUCUGGAGUUCUACGUACUUGAAUCCAAACUUACAGAGUUCCACGGCACAUUUGCAGAUGCACAGCUUCCAUCCAAAAGAAUUAUUGGACCAAAGAAUUAUGAGUUCCUCGCAUCAAAAAGGGAAGAAUUUGAGGAAUAUUUACAGAGACUCCUGCAGCAUCCAGAGCUCAGUAACAGUCAGCUGCUGGCAGACUUCCUGUCUCCUUACAGUAUGGAGUCUCAGUUCCUGGACAGGAUGCUGCCUGAUGUCAACCUGGGAAAAAUCUUCAAGUCGGUUCCAGGAAAGCUGAUAAAAGAGAAAGGACAGAACCUGGAGCCAUUCAUCCAGUCCUUCUUCAACUCCUGUGAGUCGCCCAAACCAAAGCCCAGCCGACCAGAGCUGACCAUCCUCAGCCCCUCCGCCGAGAACAACAAGAAGCUCUUCAGCGACCUGUUCAAGAACAACGCAAACCUGUCCGACAGUUUGGAGAGGAAACACAACUACAACUGCUUCAUGGAAAUGAUCACAGUGGGCGGCAUGUAUGACUACAUGAUGUACGUCGGUAGGACGGUGUUCCACAUGUCGGACUGGCUUCACCACGUCCUGUCUGCAGGCAGGAUCCUGUUGAAGAACACGUUUGAGGCCUACAUGGACCAGUACAUGCAGUCCAAACUGGACCAGAUUCUCCAGGAACACCACAUGGUCUCCCUCAUCACACAGCUCAGAGACGCCGUGUUCUGUGAGAGCAGCGAGGAGCGAACCACCGAGGACAAACAGAUCAGAGCCAAGAAGACGUUUGAGGAGAUGAUGAAGUAUUUACCAGACUUUGUGGUAAAGUGCAUCGGCGAAGAGGCAAAAUUCGAAGGCAUCCGGCUCCUGUUCGACAUUUUGCAGCAGCCCCUCCUCAACAAACAGAUGACGUAUGUGCUGCUGGACAUCGCCGUGCAGGAGCUUUUCCCUGAACUCACCAAGGGAAUGAAGGAAACAAUCAUCUUGUGAACCAGCUGACGCACCAAACACUGUAUCCACAACCACCACGUCUGGAUUAUAGAAGUGCAAUACUCUACUUUAUCCAAACACUCUGGGACCAGCUCUACAUUCCAAUGUAUAUUGAUGCACUAAUAAAGAGAUAUAUUUAUUGAUGCCACUACAGAUAA
Acanthopagrus latus (yellowfin seabream) is the source of this 3157-nucleotide messenger RNA. RefSeq names its product sorting nexin 14 (gene snx14). Bases 228 to 2999 code for a protein of 923 amino acids. Gene Ontology annotation, molecular function: phosphatidylinositol-3,5-bisphosphate binding. Gene Ontology annotation, biological process: autophagosome maturation. Gene Ontology annotation, cellular component: late endosome. The transcript has 29 exons. The record is from RefSeq and is a predicted model, not a curated record. Lineage: Eukaryota; Metazoa; Chordata; Actinopteri; Spariformes; Sparidae.